AUGCAAAAACACACCAAAUCAAAGCGUUCUUUGAGUCCGACGGCUCGGGUCUCACCUCGUAAGAGACUCAACUAUGAUGCAGACACUCGCAAGAUGUCGAGUCCCACGAGCUAUGAUGAUGAAGAUGUUCAACUCAGUUUCCUGACCAUAGACGAAGAAGAUGAAGAAGAAGUCGCUUGUUCUAACAGCAUGGAAGAGUUGAUGAAGCUGGAAAAGGAGCGAUAUCCCGGUGCCAGUACCUGGGCUCCUGCUGAAGAGCGACUUUUUGAGAUACUGUAUAUGCGACAGGAUCUGCCCAUGCUUCCAUCAACGUGGGAUGUCGAUCUCAGAGGAGUGCCCAUCUCAGACAUUGUCUUCCAAACUUCGGAUGAGUUUCCUCCUAUCAUCUAUGCUCACUCAAAUAACUUUCGAGCAACAACCGCCCUUAUCCGUCUCAUGGACCUCACAGCAACGACCAGGACAACCAUUCAGAGUGGCCAUCGGAUAAAGGUCCCGCAGCUCAUCAAACAACACCUCGACAAGUAUCUGAGCUGGGCAGCACAGGACGGCGACUACCUGCAUCUACGCAUUGUUCCGAACAUCCUGACGGAGAUUGUAGACACGAAAAUGCUGGAGGAUGAGAUCACCGAGCACAUCCAGAAACGUAUGAGAGCUCUCGCAAAGCUCCAGCGAGAGUUUCUCCGAGAGGAUAGGAACCCUCAGUUCUGGGAUGUUAUCAAGCCCAGUGUAUUCGCAUCUCCGAAAAUCAAACUUGAGCCGGACGAUGGGCCGACAUCGUUUGGGGGGUGGCUAACGCCUGCUCAGAGCCGACUAGGCUCACAUCUUCAAGGUGGGAACGUAGUUCCAACCACCGAAACCCAUGAAGUCGCUGUCAAGAUCGAACCUGGAUUUAAGAACCCCGGUAUCUCGGCAGGAAUACUCCCCAAGACAACGAUGCUUUCGAGGGAGUCAUACCAUUCAGAGUCCCCAUCGCCCUCUCUACCCGAAGAGCCUCAGACCCCUCCUCGACACACCUACCGUCGCCACCCUCCCGUGGUAUACGGUCUCUUUAUCAUCAACACCUGGGUUCUCGUUCUCACAGUCGAUUCCUCCAAGGGAUCCGACGCCCAUGUCAGUUUUCAGGUCCAAGUCGAUUUCAAAGAUGAGCACCAGGGAAUCUGGAAUGCCCUGACCAUUGCUAUUGCGGUGUGCCUUGCUCGUGAUGAGCUACGGACUCGUGCGACCGACUUUGAGGAGCUGCCUUGCGUGGAAGAUAGUGAUCCGGAUGCUUGA
Molecule: messenger RNA, 1272 nt
Organism: Fusarium tjaetaba
Lineage: Eukaryota; Fungi; Ascomycota; Sordariomycetes; Hypocreales; Nectriaceae
Exons: 2
Coding region: 1-1272 (423 amino acids)
Source: RefSeq, a predicted model, not a curated record